Molecule: messenger RNA, 2682 nt
Organism: Pundamilia nyererei
Lineage: Eukaryota; Metazoa; Chordata; Actinopteri; Cichliformes; Cichlidae
Gene: zdhhc23b
Product: zDHHC palmitoyltransferase 23b
Exons: 5
Coding region: 389-1750 (453 amino acids)
Biological process (GO): protein targeting to membrane; peptidyl-L-cysteine S-palmitoylation
Cellular component (GO): endoplasmic reticulum; Golgi apparatus
Molecular function (GO): protein-cysteine S-palmitoyltransferase activity
Source: RefSeq, a predicted model, not a curated record
ACAGCUGUGCAUGCAGCAGUAGCAGCAUCAUGUGGGAGUAGGCUGGGCGGGGAAAAGCCACUUCAUGUGACGUCAGUACAGAAACAGUUCAGCCAGUUUGGAGAGGAGGAAGCAGGACUUCUCUGUGUACCGAAACCUGGACGUCCACGCAGAAGACACCCCCCGGCUCCUGCAGGAAGCACCAGCCAAGCCGGACACUCAAACCCAGCCCCCGCCCCAGCAGUUGCCGCCGUUCCGCGGUCACUUCACGCGACUUGCACUUAGCGGCAGAAACACCGGAUACGAGCUCUGCUGCCGGGACCGAGACUUCCGUUAAGAAGCACGGCGGGGGAAAAUCGUUCUAGUCGAUAUUUCUAGAGGCUGGCAUGUAGCAGCCCCGUGUGCAGGUAUGUUUACCCGGUUUUUGUCGGGUCGUGAAACCUGCUUUGACGCAGUGUGUCGCUCCGGUGAGACGGCGGCUUGUUGGCAGGCUGCAGGGCUCUCUGUAAUGAAGAGGCAAGCCAAGAAGGUGCUGGAGGAGGAGGCGGUCUUGUGCUGCUGCGAAUACAUGAACAGACACGGACAGCGCAGCCAUGUAGCAGCCUGCUGCUGUGACUGUGAGGACCUGGAUGACGCCUGUGACAGGUUUCUGAAGAGGGAACCUCAGAAGCCUGAAUCCCUGUCACAGGUGGCUGCAGUCGUCACAGAUCGGAUUCGUGUGCCGUGGCUGUGGGGUGGAGCUCGCAAGGUGGACCUGUCCAUCAUUCCUCCUCUUCUUCUCCUUCCUGCCCUGCUGCACCUUGCUGCUCUCCACUUCCUGAUCGGGAUGGUGGUUCUGACAGCUCUGCCGGGCUUAGUGCUGUGGUACUACUAUUUCACCCACCGUAAGAAAGGACAGACCCUCUUCUUCCUCAGCCUGGCCCUUUUCUCCUUGGCGUACAUGUACUACUUGUUCAUCACUGAGGUGUUUCCACAUGGGGAUGUUGGACUGCUUCAGCUAGCGCUGGUAAGCGUCGGGGUUGUCCUCACCCUGCUGGCUCUUUUCCACACCAAGAGAGAUCCGGGCAUCCUGCGCCCAAACGAAGAGUCCGUUCACAGCAAGGUGGCGUAUUACAGCUCCCCCACAGGCAGAAACCCUUCCCUCAGUGGUGGGAGGCAGGAUGUGACGAUGACUGUAGCCAACCGGGCUGGGGUGUCGGAGCAUGCGGAGGAGGAAAUGAAGGAAAGCAACCGAAAGAACUGGUGUCAGGCAUGCAGGAUGGUGCGGCCCCCCAGGGCGGGGCAUUGUCGCAUCUGUGGUGUCUGCGUGCUGCGUCUCGACCACCACUGUGUCUGGAUAAACAGCUGUGUGGGGCAGGCCAAUCACCGCAGCUUUCUGCUCACGCUCGUCCUCUUCCUGUUGACGUCCCUGUACGGAAUCAGCCUGGUGCUGCAGAGUGUGUGUCCACGGCAAAAUCUCCUCUUCGCCUUACUCUACUGCCCAGGAGUCUACAACCAGUACAGCACUGCUCUUUGCUUCACCUGUGCGUGGUACAGCAGCAUCGUGACGGGCGGGUUGCUUCACCUGCUGGCGAUACAGCUCAUCAACGUCAGCUACAACGUGACCGAGCGCGAAGCCCGCAUCGCCCUGCGAGAGAAAACCGCUCGCAGCGCCUACUGGGGACUCGUCGUGAACACUGGCGCCUAUUCCCGAGGUUUCCGUGGCAACUGGUCUGAGUUCAUGAGCAUGGGAGACAAAGUGAUUCCCCCCUCUCCCACUGACUUGGUGUGAGAGACUUGUGAUGCAAUGCUGUUUAAAGUUUGGGAAUUGUGGCUGCUGGUGUGUUAGUGUCCACUGGAUGGCAGCAUGACUCCUUUUAAAUGAUUGGACGUGCUGCUGGCAGCAAACCUCAGAGCUGCUACGUUUUUAACGUGCAACAUAUGGAGUUGCACUGACUUUGACACUUAGCAAUAACAACUACUCACGCCCAUAAGAUGCACAUACUGCCAUAAACGUGAAGGACAUGCAGGAUCUCCUCUAUGCAGCUGGUCAUAUACGUCACCUCUGCCAAACAAAUAGUACUAGUCCUUCACGCUGGAUGUCUUCCUUGACUUGAAGGCUGACCUUAUGUCUCCCCUCCUUCGUAGUGCCUUGAUGCGAGACAAUAACUCCAAUCUGCUGAUCCUGGUGGGGACAUUUUGUCUGAACACAGCACAAGAUGAUGCCUCUGAGUGCACAGAUAGGAUAUUCAAGGAGGCUCUCUAGGGCUCACUAUAACCUUUUUAUCAUUCACAAACAGACUGCACUUGACCUUGUGAAACGAAUUCAUGGAUAUUUAUCACAACUAAUUGAAACAUUUUGGCACAGGCCAGAUAGGCCAGCUAAUUUGAAGUUGCACAGCAGCUGAUUGCUUAGUUAUUACCACACGAUUACUUUGACUCUUUUAAUCUGUUUCAAAACUGACUCAGAAAUGGAACAACUCUUAGAUAAAUGGAAAACGCAAAUGAAUCAAUAUGUUUUGGCAUCAGUUAGAAAUGAGUUUUUCACUGCUUUUGGUUCUCACAGGCAUUAAAGGGGUUUUUUUUGUUUGUUUUUUGUAUUCCAAUAAUUGCUCUGGUUGAUUUAUGUGUUUCUGUGAAAAUAUUUUAUAAAAUAAAUGUAAGAAGUUUGCAGUGUGUCAUCUUCCAGAGUGAUGCUGAGAUGUUUGCGUGUCGCCUGCAUCA